GCAGAUAAGCAGCAAGGCAUGCAGAUGUAGCCGCUCGCGCUUCUCGCCAUGACUGAAAACUCCAUGGAGUGGCCGCCGGGGCUGGGUGCAAAGAUGGGGUCUCCCUCGAGACAGUCUGACGCAGAUGCACCCUCCGUCGCAUCCGAGGAGUCGUCAGCAGCAACAUCGGCACACGCCGACAGCUUGCGCUGGAAAGCCGGAAAUUUGGGCCACCUGGGUGGCAUUCUGGACAGUGACGCCGGCGCCGGCGCAGCUCAAGCAGUUGUGCGAACUGCUGCAGCCACAGGAAGCCUUUCCUCGAGGCUGGAUAGUUAUGGCUUCAGCGUGCUGAGCAUGGCUAAGCGGGAUGUCUCGGAACGAGAAGCACUGCCGAAAAAUGUCGAGCUGGCCAGCUUUGAGGUCUGUCCUGAGGUGGACUCCUUGGUGCGGCAAUUGGCCACCGGCGAAGGUGAAUUCUUUGAUUACAUUGACGACGCUCCAUCUCAGGUUGGCUGCGUCAUGUGCAAGCGGAAUCUGCAUGAGACGGCGCUAUACGAGGGCCGGCAUGAGGUCAAAGUCUUGCCGUGCUUCCACAGUGUGUGUGCUGCCUGCCUUCAGAGCCUGGCCUCCAGCAGCGACAGGGACUGCUUUGAUUGCCCCCGCUGCGGAAGGCGAGCUCAGAAGAUGCAAGCCCUGCAUCACUAUCUUCCACACUUUGACCUCCUGCAUGUGAUUGACAGUCAGAAGGUUGCCCAAAGUGAUUUCCUUUGCGAAGAAUGCGUCUCGGGGAAUCGAGCAGAGACGUACUGUGAAGAAUGCAUUAUGAAUUUAUGCGAGAGCUGCACCAGGCAGCACCGCAGGGCGCGUGCAACCACCAACCACAUUCUCGUGAAGCUCGUGGAGCAGGGCUCUGAGGUACGCAACAUGCACCGCGCGCAGUAUUGCGCCAUUCACCGCACCAGCCGCUAUGAGCUGUACUGUGAGGACUGCGAAAGACUUAUUUGCCACGAGUGCGCAAGAAAUGAUCACCAGCAGCACUCGUACAAGUUGCCCUCCGCAUUGCUGAUCGAGAAGCAUCGACAACGUGUGAAGGAUAUCAUUGAAGCAUUGUGCAACAAGCUUCUGGAUGACCAAGCCUUGCUCAAGGUGUUGAGCCAAAGCAUUGAGUCCUCCGAGCUGGCGUGCCUGCAGGUACGCUCCAACAUCUCCGCCGCGUUCGACGAGCUGAGCUCGGCCGCUGACGCGCGCUGCUCCGAGCUGCUGCAGAACUUGCAGGCCAACAGUCGCGAGCCAAUGCGGGCAUUGGAGGAAGAAAAGAAUCGAUGCUCAACUGCUCUUGUGGAUAUUUGGUGUGUCAUCGACUUCAUGGAGAAGGUCAACAAGCAUGGCACAGACGUAGAGGUUCUGAGGGCAAAGAGCAAUUUGUUUCGUGAUCCCAUUGGCUCGCAGAAGUUUCAGGAAUGGCAGGAUAUUUCCCAUGCUCCCCCUCCUGGCUUUGAGCGAAACCUUGUAAGAAGCUGGUCCUCCAGCGAGGAAUAUGACAAAAUGCUUCAAUCCCUUGCUUCCUUUGGAAGUGUGAAAGUGAGCCCGCUAGCAUGGGAGAUGGUUGGCGGCCCGCUGAAGCUGACUCAUGGGAAGACCUGGGCAGAUGUGUUCGAGGAGUCAGAGGAGUUGCAGCCUUUGCGCUCUUGCGAGGCCGGAGAUCCAAGAGUUCUCUGCGCAAAGGAGCACAGCGAUUCAGAGGUGGAAGCAAGCGGAGCUCCGAAGCGGCGGCGGCGACGCCGCAGAAAGAAGGCGGCAGAAGACCUUGACAACAACGAGCCCGCUUGGGUGGACAAUCUCAAGGCAGAUUCUGAGCGGCCAGAAGUAGACACGGAGGCGGAGCCGCAGAAGGUCAAUUUGGAAGUCACAGAUCCUCGGCGCCGCAGGCGUCCACGAGGCCGAGGCAAGAAGAAGGAUGGCAGGGAGGUUCUCCUAGAUUUAGCUGGAUGACAGCCGCCGCGCUGAAGGGCCUUCUUGUUGAGCAUUUGUUCAUUUGUUAGGCUCCAGUUUGCCAUUGUGAGCCUGCUACCGUCACAUGCUUGAACUUGAGCUGGGAGACUGAACGAUUUAUGUGUUGGUUGGUGGACAGGGUGUGCGGAUUGAAUUAGUAUACAGCUCAGUGCAGGCUUCGUCAAACACAU
Molecule: messenger RNA, 2162 nt
Organism: Effrenium voratum
Lineage: Eukaryota; Dinophyceae; Suessiales; Symbiodiniaceae
Source: the annotation of a GenBank genome assembly